This is a messenger RNA of Funneliformis caledonium, 213 nucleotides long. NCBI's taxonomy places the organism in Eukaryota, Fungi, Glomeromycota, Glomeromycetes, Glomerales, Glomeraceae. The record is from the annotation of a GenBank genome assembly.
AUGGGCGAAGAUUCACAAAUUGAUGGAGAACCAAGAGAAGAUUUUUCAAAAAUGGAUAUAGACGAAAAUCACAUAUUCCACCUACCUCUUGGAUGGGCACUUAAAUGCAAUCAGAAAUAUGGAAAAAAAGGUAGUGGAAAAAGGCUAGCAAAAGAAGUAGUAGCGGCAUUGACUCACUUUUUUAUGGUGGAACAAAGCGAUCCUAGUGAUUGA